Molecule: messenger RNA, 480 nt
Organism: Symsagittifera roscoffensis
Lineage: Eukaryota; Metazoa; Xenacoelomorpha; Acoela; Convolutidae
Exons: 2
Coding region: 1-480 (159 amino acids)
Source: RefSeq, a predicted model, not a curated record
AUGGCACUGAACGAGCCUGUGAAGGCGAGGUACAGGAUGUCGGACUUGAAACGAGCACAGAAAAACGCCAAGAUGACCAGCAAUCUUUCCAAAUGGAUCCGAACGGGAGUAAAGGAGAGAAGAGACCUGGAGGAGGACAGCUACAAAUCGCACGAUCAGAUGGGACAUCAAGGAACAGACAAGGUGCAACAAAGUAUACUGCACCAAUAUGACUGGCCAGGACUGAGGGAAACUUGCGAAAGGAGGGUGGACGCAUGUUUGUCGUGUCUACAAGUGAAAGACCCGAGGAAGAGGAAGUUCCCUCUCAAAUUGGUGGAAAGAUCAGAAUUCAAUGAGGUCGUACAGAUAGACCAUCAAAAGAUCUGCAUAACGGAAUUAGGAUAUAACCAGAUAUUGGUAAUCAUAGAUCACUUCAUGAAACUAGCGGAAGCAGUACCGAGUCAGACGGCCUCGUUUAAAGAGGAAGCUGAAGAACUCUGA